AGGACAUGCCUCAACGAAAUUCGUGGUGCUGUUAAAAAACAUCCCGCAUUUUACAACGGGUUUACCAAGAUCGUUUGUCACAUCGAGAAAAGUGUUUAUUCUAAGAGUUUAUUCAGAAAUUUAUAAAGAGAGUCAAGUAAAAAAUUGCAAAAAUGGUUCGACCGUCGCAUCCGCGACUUAUGGCUCGCGUGUUAGAUGCGGUAGUAAAUCUUGGCGACACCAGAGGUUCAUCAGCUCACGAAGUUCUCAGUUUUAUCCGACUUAGCAAUGUAUCGUCGAAAAAUUUGACGCUGCAGGUACAUCGAGCUUUAAAGCAUGCGGUAAAUGCUGGACUUUUACGACGUAGAAGUGGUCGUUAUAAAGCACUGGCUACAUUGAAUCCUAAUUAUGUCUCUAAUUCUGCUAGUAAAGAACCACCUGCUAGUAAGGAACCCGAUAAUAAUCAGAUAAACGACCAGAAAAAAUUGAAGUCCGAUGUACAAGCACCGAUUAGCGAUGUUGAAUCCUCUCGAACACAAAAGCGCAAGAAAAAAACUACUCGGCGACGAAAUAAUAGUAGACAUCGUAAUACUAAAGUAAGAAGGAAAUCUCGACGUUCGCCAUAUACUAGACGAUCCAAUCCCACCCAGAAUCGAAAGCGACAGCAACGUAAGCACACACACGAAAACGAUGAGGAGUUCGAGGAUCAUUCAUCUGAACAGGAUUUUUUGCAUAGAAGAGACGAUUCGCCUAUAUUAAUCAAUCGCAAAACGAAACGUUCAAGAGUAUCCAAGCGAAAACGAGAGUCCGACACCUCUGAUGAAAGUGAAUGUAACAGCGACGUGAGCCAAAAAUACAUUUUUCAAGCAAAAGAAUCACAUCGUAAAUCCAAACGUAAGGAGGCGCGCGCGAAAUCGAAGGAUAGAUCAGCAUCUCGUGCUCGAAAUCCGCAACUAAGUAAACUGGAAGAGACCGAAAAUGAUGGGCAGCGAUAUGAUGAGAAUCAUGGAUCCAUGGAACACAAUGUCGCACGUCAAGAAGAACACAAAGACGUCGAGAGAAUUCACGAACCAAACAACAGCAAUAGCGGCAGUAUCCUGGAAAACUCGAGAGACUGAUCAUAUUCUUCUAGUCUUAUUUCAUUCUACAUGUACCAAUAUUUAAUCUUCUACUGCUUCUUU
Messenger RNA from Cyphomyrmex costatus, 1160 nucleotides. RefSeq names its product serine/arginine-rich splicing factor 4. The transcript has 6 exons. The record is from RefSeq and is a predicted model, not a curated record. Gene Ontology annotation, cellular component: nucleosome. Gene Ontology annotation, biological process: nucleosome assembly. The coding region runs from base 153 to 1097 and encodes 314 amino acids. Gene Ontology annotation, molecular function: DNA binding. NCBI's taxonomy places the organism in Eukaryota, Metazoa, Arthropoda, Insecta, Hymenoptera, Formicidae.